GAGACCGAGAGAGGGAGAGCUAUAUAAAUAGCAUUUUGUAUGCUAGUACUAAGCACUGCAUAGGUCAGAUACGAAUGAGUCCUUUGGCAUUUUCAAAGCUAUGUGAAACUCUCACUCAAAAAGGACUUUUACAACCCACGGUGCACAUGUCUGUGAGAGAGCAAGUGAUGAUUUUCUUAAAAAUAGUUGGACAUAAUUUGAGAUUUCGGUUGGUUGGAAGUGUCUUUCAUCGGUCGAUUGAAACCAUACACCGAUAUUUUCUUAUUGUUCUGGGUGCCAUUUUGAAGUUAUAUCCAGAGCUCAUUAGACUACCAGGUGUUUCCACUCCAAUGGAGAUACGAAAUAAUCGAAGAUUUUAUCCUUGGUUUUCGGAUUGUGUGGGAGCUAUUGAUGGGACACAUAUCCAGGCAUCAAUUCCCCUUGAACUUCAAGGGAGGUUUCGUGGGGGAAAGGGAUGGACAUCGCAAAAUGUUUUAGCAGCCAUCACUUUUGACCUCAAGUUUGUAUAUGUACUUGCGGGUUGGGAGGGCUCAGCACAUGAUUCCCAUAUCUUGAAUGAUGCAAUUUCGAGGCCCAGGGGGCUUCAAGUCCCUGAAGGUAAAUAUUACCUUGCUAAUUCUGGUUAUGGCAUUAGAAGUGAAUUCAUCCCUCCAUAUCGUGGUGUACGAUAUCACCUAAAAGAGUAUAGUAACCAUGAGCCUGAAAAUGAAAAAGAGCUUUUCAAUCAUCGCCACUCUUCAUUGCGAAGCACUGUUGAACGGGGGUUUGGAGUGUUAAAGAAGAGAUUUCGUAUGCUUGGCGGAGAACCUUAUUUGAAAUAUGAGCAAAAAAAGUGAAUCCAGGGGCAAACAAUUUAGGUGGUCAAAACCCAUGGAGCGUGAGUUGUUGGAAGUUCUUGUGGAUGAGGUGAAAAUUGGGAAUAGACCUAACAACACUUUUAGAACAAGCUCAUUCAAUCGGGUGUUGAGUGUCACAUUUAAGAAAUUCAACGUUGAAUGUUCAUCAGAUCAUGUUGAACAUCAUCUUAGAAUUGUGAAAACUGCAUGGGGUAUCAUAGCUCAACUUCGGGAUAAAUCUGGAUUUGGAUGGGAUGACAACAUGAAGAUGAUAAUUGCUAGUCCAACUGUCUACACAGAACAUGUUCAGGUGCCAUUCUUAAGUUAUUUUACUCUCUAUUGGCUUGAGUUUCUAGUCUUUUUUUUAAACUUGUCAGUGUAACUUUUAUUGCUUGAAAAUAGGCACAUCCAACUCAUGAAGAGUAUCUUAACAAGAAGAUUGAAAUGUAUGAAAAGAUAGCUUUAGUGGUGACCAAAGAUCGUGCAGAAGGGAAUUUUGCUAAAUCAUUCAAUGAUGUUGACUUGGAAGCUCGGCCAGAUAUUGAACCAAUAAAUUGAGAUGAUGACAUUGCCAUUGAAGACAUCUCUAAGGACAAGAAUGCUGGAAAACAAUCGGCAUCCUCGAGUGAAACUUCUGCCCAACCAAGACGUCAUUGCAAGCGUGGUCGUGAUCCUCAUGAUGAGGAGUUGGAUAUCAAAACAAUUUCAAAAAAGCUUGGGCAAGUUGCGGAUGCAAUUACUUGGCUGACAUGGGAUAGGCUUGAUGUUCAAGCUCUUCACGAUGAACUGAUGAAGAUAGAAGGUUUUGAUGAGACUUUUCUAGGCUCAACUUUUGCUUAUUUGGUUGAGCAUGAAAGGCUUGGGAAGGCAUUUAUGGCGAAGAGCAUUAACCUCCGAAGGAUUUGGCUUGAAGAUUUUAGUAGCCAUAAAUUUUGAAGUGAAUUAUAUCUAGUGUUCUAUGACUUACCAGUUCUUGUUGCUAGUAGCAUAUCUUUUUGUUAAAAAAUCUUAUUUGUUGCAAGGGUUAAUUUGUAUUUCAAUUUUGAUAGUAACGAUGGAUAAUUGGGUUAUUCAGUUGAUGCUUUAGUUAUUUGCAUGAAAUGGAUCUUGGGUUUUGCUCAAAGAUGGAUCUGGAGAGCUUAUAUGAAUUGAUUGCGUCAAUUUGGGAACUGCUCAACUAGUGCAUUCAUAUUUAUUUUGAAUGUGGUUUUAAAAUGCUUGGGAGGUUCUUUAUCUAACUUCAAAUUGCUCAACUAGUGUAUUCAUAUUUAUUUUGAAUGUGAUUUUAAAAUGCUUGGGAGGUUCUUUAUCCAACUUCAAAUAACAGGUUAGUGCAUAACCUUUGUGUGGAAAACUAUUUUGACAACCAAACGAUGGAAAAUCAUUGUUUUGAAAAAUAUUUUUCAUGUACCAACCAAACACCGGAAAAUGAAAGUUUGAAGUUUGUUUUCUGAAAAAAUAUUUUACAUGGAAAACAUUUUACAUUAUAAAACAUUUUCAUCGAAACAAACGGAGCCAUAGUGUAGAAUAAAUGAGGAAGAUGAAGGAGAGAAAAUUUCAUGAAUGAACAAAGGAGAGAGAGUUGUGGCAGUCAAAAGAUAACAAUACAGAUGGAAAGUUUGUGAUUCGACAGAAAAUACUCUCGUUGUCUUUACACAUUGGGGCAUUCUUGUCUUUACACAUUGGGGUAUUUUGUCUUACAUGAUCUAAUUUUUUUUAAUGGCUAGUAUGAUGUAAAUUCUAGACUACAAAUAGAAUUCCCUUUUUCUUUUUGGGAAAUUCCUGACCGGUCCUAUUUUUUUGCUUUGGGUUUCAUGCGGACCCCCUUUUAUAAGCUAUUCCAAUCCAAGCCAUUUUUAAAAGUGCUUUGGGUUUCUUGGUAUGAAUUCUUUGGUGUGUGAAUUCAAACCCAAAAUUCACAGCCCUUUAUAGAAUUCACAACGCAUUUGCAGAAUUCACAUCCUAUUGGCACUAUACACGCCAUUUUUAAAAGUGCUUUGGUUUUCUUGGUAUGAAUCCUUUGGUGUGUGAAUUCAUACCCAAAAUUCACAACACUUUACAGAAUUCACAACCCAUUUGCAGAAUUCACAUCCUAUCGGCACUAUACACGCCCAAAAUUCACACCUCUCAAAUUACACAAUUCACGCCAACAAAAUCAAAAAGAUUUUACAACAACAAAAUCAAUUAAAAACAAUAACCGACUCGUCUAGAAUUUCACAAGUAAAAACUCGUCUAACAAUGAAAUUCAAGACUUUUGAAGAGAUUAAAACCUAAAUCCAAGACAUCAAAACACAAGAGUAGAUCGAAGUAGUAAUAUAGAAAACAAAAGCGCUUAUCUCAGAUCGAGAAAUUGACAAACCACAAAAUAAGAUUCAAUUUCAAUCACGAGCCUUGAGCUUCUCCAGCCGCUUAAUCAGCAGAUCGAGGCGAACGACGUGGUCGGUGAUGGAGUAGAUUGGAGCCAGUAGAAGACAAGGGCAGUGGCAAUGAGGAGGGCGUUGCGGUGGCGGAGGUGGUCGGAGGGGCUGCAGUGGUCGGUUUUGCAGGAGGGGCGGGUCUCGCACUUCUGGUAUAUGUCCAUGAGGAGGAAAAGGCAGAAGGGGACGAUGGAGAGGAAGGGCAUGAGGAGGGAAUGGGGGUAUUUUGGGUACAUCAUUUGAAAUAGGGCUUGGACAAAAAGGGUUUGACGCGGGGUGGAGCUGGAC
Rhododendron vialii is the source of this 3541-nucleotide messenger RNA. RefSeq lists its product as uncharacterized. The transcript is spliced from 4 exons. The record is from RefSeq and is a predicted model, not a curated record. NCBI's taxonomy places the organism in Eukaryota, Viridiplantae, Streptophyta, Magnoliopsida, Ericales, Ericaceae. The coding region runs from base 75 to 836 and encodes 253 amino acids.